This is a messenger RNA of Misgurnus anguillicaudatus (oriental weatherfish), 3964 nucleotides long. The record is from RefSeq and is a predicted model, not a curated record. Lineage: Eukaryota; Metazoa; Chordata; Actinopteri; Cypriniformes; Cobitidae.
AUGCCCGGCUGGGCUUUAUAUGUUCAUCUGAGUGCUCGACCCCGACACGGCAGUCUAAGCAGCUCUUUGUGCCAUAGCGGCAGUGCUGGGGGCAGACUCUUUAGUGAUUUCCUGCUGGAUCUUUACUCAGAUGUGAAGGACUAUGAGAGUCAAACAGGCAGGAGUUUACUUCCAGCAUUACAGUCAGUUUAUCAGUCACCUGAUGUCUGGAUCAUAAAUCUCUCAGAGAGAAAGACCUCCAUCCUCCUGGAAGUGCUGAAGCUUCAAACAGAGAAGAAACCAGUAAAGCUGAUAGUCUGGACAUAUGAAGAGAGUCAAGUGAUGAGUUUACUUCAAUGUCUGCCAUACAUCUCACAACUGAGAUUGAAUCAUCAUUAUAUCAGCGAUGCUGUAGCAUUUGUGUCAAAUCUUUUCAUGAAAGCAUCAGAAACUGAGAGAGACACAGGAGAUCAGAUGCUGAAGCAGUUGACAUCAGUCUGCACAUACAGAUCUUUUCCUUGUGGAUUGUUUAAUUAUGAUAUUCAGAGUGAUUUUCUGCUGGAUCUUUACUCACAUGUGAAGGACUAUGAGAGUCAAACAGGCAGGAGUUUACUUCCAGCAUUAAAGUCAGUUUAUCAGUCAGCACCUGAUGUCUGGAUCAUAAAUCUCUCAAAGAGAAAGACCUCCAUCCUCCUGGAAGUGCUGAAGCUUCAAACAGAGAAGAAACCAGUAGAGCUGAUAGACUGGACAGAUGAAGAGUAUGAAGAGAGUCAAGUGAUGAGUUUACUUCACUGUCUGCCAUACAUCUCGCAACUGAGGUUUGAGCGCAGUGAUGAUGAGAAACGACAAAUGUCUCCAGUGAAGUUUCUGCUGAGGAUCUGUUAUGCAGCUGUAAAUAAUGACAUCAAUACAGGAACAAAUUUCAUUACUUGGCUGUCAUCUGUGUGCAGUUACAAAACCUUCCCUUAUCAUAAGGAAAAUUAUAGAGAUGAUGAUUAUAUUAAAAUUAAACAGAGUGAUUUUCUGCUGGAUCUUUGCUCACAUGUGAAGGACUAUGAGACUCAAACAGGCAGGAGUUUACUUCCAGCAUUACAGUCAGUUUAUCAGUCACCUGAUGUCUGGAUCAUAAAUCUCUCCGAGAGAAAGACCUCCAUCCUCCUGGAAGUGCUGAAGCUUCAAACAGAGAAGAAACCAGUAGAGCUGAGAGACUGCACAGAUGAAGAGAGUCAAGUGAUGAGUUUACUUCACUGUCUGCCAUACAUCUCACAACUGAGGUUUGAGUACAGAUAUAAUGAGAGAAAACAAAUAUCUACAGUGAGGUUUCUGCUGAGGAUCUGUGUUACAGCUGUAAAUAAUGACAUCAAUACAGGAACAAAUUUCAUUACUCAGCUGUCAUCUGUGUGCAGUUACAAAACCUUCCCUUAUGAUGAGAAAUAUAAGUCUGAAAUAAACCAGAGUGAUUUCCUGCUGGAUCUUUGCUCACAUGUGAAGGACUAUGAGAGUCAAACAGGCAGGAGUUUACUUCCAGCAUUACAGUCAGUUUAUCAGUCACCUGAUGUCUGGAUCAUAAAUCUCUCAAAGAGAAAGACCUCCAUCCUCCUGGAAGUGCUGAAGCUCCAAACAGAGAAGAAACCAGUAGAGCUGAGAUACUGGACAGAUGAAGAGAGUCAAGUGAUGAGUUUACUUCACUGUCUGCCAUACAUCUCACAACUGAGGUUUAAGUACAAUUAUGAUGAAACACAACAAAUGUCUGCAGUGAGGUUUCUGCUGAGGAUCUGUGUUACAGCUGUAAAUAAUGACAUCAAUACAGGAACAACUUUCAUUACUCAGCUGUCAUCUGUGUGCAAUUACGAAACCUUCCCUUAUUAUGAGAGAUGGUAUCUGUGUGAUAAUGAGUUUGAAAUAGAACAUAGUGAUUUUCUGCUGGAUCUUUACUCACAUGUGAAGGACUAUGAGAGUCAAACAGGCAGGAGUUUACUUCCAGCAUUACAGUCAGUUUAUCAGUCAGCACCUGAUGUCUGGAUCAUAAAUCUCUCAGAGAGAAAGACCUCCAUCCUCCUGGAAGUGCUGAAGCUCCAAACAGAGAAGAAACCAGUAGAGCUGAGAGACUGCACAGAUGAAGAGAGUCAAGUGAUGAGUUUACUUCACUGUCUGCCAUACAUCUCACAACUGAGGUUUGAGUACAGUGAUGAUGAGACACAACGAAUGUCUGCAGUGAAGUUUCUGCUGAGGAUCUGUGAUACAGCUGUAAAUAAUGACAUCAAUACAGGAACAAAUUUCAUUACUCAGCUGUCAUCUGUGUGCAGUUACAAAACCUUCCCUUAUGAUGAGAAAUAUUAUGAUGAUGAUUUUAUUAAAAGAGAACAGAGUGAUUUUCUGCUGGAUCUUUACUCAGAUGUGAAGGACUAUGAGAGUCAAACAGGCAGGAGUUUACUUCCAGCAUUACAGUCAGUUUAUCAGUCACCUGAUGUCUGGAUCAUAAAUCUCUCAGAGAGAAAGACCUCCAUCCUCCUGGAAGUGCUGAAGCUUCAAACAGAGAAGAAACCAGUAGAGCUGAUAGACUGCACAGAUGAAGAGAGUCAAGUGAUGAGUUUACUUCACUGUCUGCCAUACAUCUCACAACUGAGUGGUGAUAAGCGCUGUGUGUUAAGUCUGGUUAAACUGGUUCAGUUCAGAGAGAAUCCAGAUCUGGUGAUGUCACUGUUUCAGGCUCUGGACUUCAAUCUCAGUCUGGAUGGAAAAUUACCCAGCAGCACCUGCAGACUCUCUGAAGAGAUUCUCCAGACGCUGGCUGAAUGUGUGUAUGAAGCUCAAGAAGAGGAAGUGACUCUGUGCUUCCUACAGAAAGUGGGCGGAGAUUUGACUUCCUGUUCCUUCAGCUGGGAAAAACUUCACUAUUUCCUGCAGUGUGAAAUUCCAUCAAUCACUCUUAACCUUAAAGAAAGAGACACAACACUCAACAUCAGAGAAAUACUGCCAUUUCUCAACAAGAUUCACUUUCAGCGGAUGAGCUCCACCUUCAUGUUGUGUUUAAUUCGAGAGAUCUAUGAGUCGAGAUCUUUUGUGUUUGUGUUCAGUUUUUUGAGUUCAGUGAAGAACUGCAUUAACCUGCAGAGCAGAUCGCUGGACUCUGUCCACUGCGCAGCCCUGCGCUUUAUACUGCAACACUGCACUGCAGUUACACUCAACAUGAUGUGGACCUCCAUACCAGAGGAGGAGCUAGAGAGCAUUCAGACUCUCUUCAGUCACGUCUCCUGCCUUAGUGUUGACAGACGGCUGUUAUUGAGAAUGAUUCACUGCUGCAGUUCAUCUGAUGUCCAGCAGGAGGCGUCAGUGGUUUUGCUCUCUGCCCUGCAGCACAAACUGGACUUCACCUGUGAUUCAGCACUGGACCUGACAGAAGACACAGAGACUCUACAACUGACUGCUGAAGACUGCCGUGUGAUAUCUGCAGUCAUUCAGAGAGCUUAUAAAGAUACACAAACACUCACACAGCUGAGUCUACACGACUGUGAGAUUAAUACAGCUGGAAUCCAUCAACUCUUCUCAGUUUUACACUUUGUUAAACUCCGCUGUGAUAAAUGGAUGCUGCUUCAGUUUCUCUCUCAUGUGGGUUCUGGGGAAGCUGAAUCUCUUUCUCAGGCUCUGGGUGCAGAAGUGGAUCUCAGUCAGACUCAGCUGGACCUGCAGGUCUGUAGAGGACUGGCGCUGGUUCUGGAUCAUUCUGAAGGUCUGACAGAACUGGAUCUCAGUCAGUGUCAUCUAACUGAUCAGAGUCUGGAUCUUCUGCUGCCAAACCUUCACAAAGCAGAAAUCAUUGAUUUUAGUGGCAAUAACAUCACUGACGCUGGGGCACAGAAAAUCUACAAUAUCGUCUCUCAGUACAGUAACAUAAAGACAGUAAGGCUCUUCAACAACAGAAUUCAAUCCAGAGAGAUCCUUUACAGAAACCCACAAUUUGAGAUCUGGUGAUGCCAAAAAACUU